GACCAACACCAACAGGAACCAAACCAGCAUGUCCUGAUUCUAACCCCUUUCAAAGACUCAGCUCGACUCAUUGAAAGAUACUUUCAAAACGUCAACGGCUUAACGUACCCACACCACUUGAUUUCACUGGGCUUUCUUGUCAGCGACUCGUCCGAUGGCACGAUUGAAAAGUUACACGACAUGGCAAAAUGGUAUUCCAACAACCAAGAACCAUGGCAACAGUUCCAUCGGAUUUCGAUAUAUCAAAAGGACUUUGAUUUUUCUUUGCCCAAUACAGAGGAACGCCAUGCAUUUGGUGUCCAAGUGGAACGACGCAAGAUCAUGGCCAAAAGUCGAAACACCCUCUUAUCAUCCGCACUUACUGAAGAAAUCGCUUGGGUAUUAUGGCUGGAUGGCGACGUCGUCGAAUACCCUGCGACUUUGCUGGAGGAACUGAUUGGCAUGAACAAGGAUGUGCUGGCGCCUAAUUGUUGGUGGCAUUCCUAUAACGAGGAAGGUGGAUAUGACCGGAACAACUGGCAAGAAACACCGGAAAGUCGAGAGUUUCAAAAGACACUGCAGCCGGACGAUGUCUUGGUAGAAGGUUAUUCUGAGCUGGAAACGCAUCGUAAACUUAUGAUUGACAUGCGGUAUCCCGACGGUAUUACCGAUGUAUUCCAUGCUAUCCCGCUCGACGCUGUAGGCGGUACCUGCACCUUGGUCAGAGCGCAGGUCCAUCGAGAGGGAGCCAUCUUCCCAACGUUCCCCUAUCAACAUGAAGUCGAGACCGAAGGAUUUGCAAAGAUGGCCAAGGCGCUAGGUUAUGAAAUCUGGGGAAUGCCCAACUAUCUUGUAUAUCACAUC
This is a messenger RNA of Zychaea mexicana, 843 nucleotides long. RefSeq lists its product as uncharacterized. The record is from RefSeq and is a predicted model, not a curated record. The transcript has 2 exons. NCBI's taxonomy places the organism in Eukaryota, Fungi, Mucoromycota, Mucoromycetes, Mucorales, Lichtheimiaceae. Gene Ontology annotation, molecular function: alpha-1,6-mannosyltransferase activity. Gene Ontology annotation, biological process: cell wall mannoprotein biosynthetic process; protein N-linked glycosylation. Gene Ontology annotation, cellular component: mannan polymerase complex. The annotation marks the transcript as partial.